AGCCAAGGCUUCUUCUCAGGCUUCUUCCUAGGUACCUCAUGAGAAGAUGUACUACUCCAGGGCUAUUAACAAAAUAGGUGGACGGGUGUUGUCAGCUGUUAGAUAUGAAAGUACUAUGCAUUCUGCAGGGCUGCCCAAGUAUGCGGUCUUCAGCUGACACCGCCCCGCUUUAGGACACCUCCAAGUUCAGGACAUCAUGCUUACCUAGGUACCUACCUAGUAGUUUUAGUCGAAAUUAUACUACAUAGAAUCGAGAAUCUUCGCCUACCCAGUACGUAACUCAGCCGAGAUGGACCCUUUUAGUAUCUUAGGCGCUGCGGCUGCGAUUCUUCAGUUCGUGGAAUUAACGGCCAAGAUACUAGGGUCUGCUCACGAGAUUUACACCUCACAUACCGGCGCCUCACAAGAGAACAUUCGCGUCGAAGAUGUGGCUAAGAGGGUGAAGCAAUUAGGCCAGCACCUCGAGGACAGUGCAGCGCGGCAUACUGGAAGAAAUUCUUCACAGAAAUACAAUGUUAUCAUCGAGCUCACACAAAAGUCCCAGAGCCUGGCGGAUGAGCUUUUACAUUCUAUCGCCUCUCUAACCAUUGACCCGUCUGCUCGGUUCAAAUCCUGGCAGGCAUUUCGAGGGGCAUUGCGUGGGUAUUUGCAGGAGGAUCGCAUCAAGACAUUGCAGGUACGCUUGGAUGGGCUAAGAAGCGAAUUGAUGCUUCAUCUGAUUGUCAUGAUUAGUGAUGAUCAGUCAGAGCUUUUAAAGUCCAUUCGAAGCGUGAAGGAAACAUGUCAAGCUAUGCGGGUUGACUAUAUUGAUCAAUUUUUAAGCCUCCACAAGGAUCUUUCGAGUCAAAUUAAAACGCAAGGCCUCAUGCUUAAGAGUCUCCUAAAGGCCAUAGAACAACCCACGUCCCAACCGAUCUUUUCAAUUACGAAGGAGCAGAUUGUCGAGUAUUCCGUAACUGUGCGAGAUUUGUCCUCGCUUAUAGUGGAAGCCUCAAAGUUCUCUCCGAAACUAAUGAGAAUCCUUGAGAGUCUAAGAUUUACGGAAAUGCCCUAUCGACAUGAUAAUAUCCGCGAAACACACCGUGAUACAUACUCCUGGAUAUUUGAUGAGAAUGAAUCGUCAUUAGCGAACUGGCUUACUAGCCAAGAUGGUCUUUUCUGGGUAAAUGGAAAGGCUGGCUCGGGAAAAUCAACUCUAUUCAAGUAUCUUGUCCAUACCCCUGAGAGUAAACAGAUGCUCAACCAGUGGGCAGAUGGGAAGCAGUUGUCAACAGCCAGUUUCUUCUUCUGGAACCAUGGAAAUCGGAUGCAGAAAUCGUGGAAGGGUCUUCUCCAAAGCUUAUUGUUUCAGAUUCUAAGCACCUGCCCCGACAUUGCCGAGAAAAUCUGUUCGAGAAGAUGGAACGAAGCUCACGAUCCAAAACUCCCACCUCCAUCAUGGAGGUCUGAUGAGCUUGUCGACACCAUAGGGCUCGCUUUCUCCGAGAUCGCCGACUCGUAUCGCUUUUGCUUCUUCAUCGAUGGCCUUGAUGAAUACGAGGGAGAUGACCACUUCGAACUAAUCAACCUAAUAGAGCGACUUCAGGGGUCAGCAUCAGCAAAAUUCUGUGUCUCAAGCCGACCGUGGAAUGUGUUUGUUAGAAACUUCGUUCUCAUGAAUGUCCCGACACUGGUAUUAGAGGAGAAGACAAGGGGUGAUAUGGCGAAAUAUAUUCACGGGACGCUAGAAGAGGAUCGCCGGUUCCUACGACUCAAGGCACGGGAAGACCGCGCAGACGAAUUGGCUACCGAAAUUAGCGAGAAAGCCAACGGCGUUUUUCUGUGGGUCUUCUUGGUUGUUCGUGAAUUGCUACGAGGUCUAAAUGAAGAAGACGACUUUUCGACGCUACAAAGACGAUUGAGGCGUCUCCCAGAUGACCUAGAGAAGUACUUCCAGCACAUGCUCAAUCAAUUGGAUAGAACAUAUCAGGAGAAGUCCGCUAGAGCAUUACUGGUCUCGGCUGCUGCUUGGAGUUCGCCGCCCAUCGAUGUUCUCUACGGUAUACAAUACGGCAUUUCUCGGAGUGAAUUUUGUCGCAUGGCAGAGGUGCAGGCAAUAGAUAAUCCACAACGCGAGAAUCUUCGCAGGACAGCACAAUUCCAUCUGAAUAGUUGGUGUCGCGACCUACUAGGAAUCUCUAGAGGAUCCGACUACGACCGCGUAGAAUUUCUCCACCGCACCGUGAGGGACUUCCUAUGCACGGAGGAUAUUUGGCGAUCACUAGAGAAGAGGGCAGGGGUUGAUUUCAACCCACUCUUAGUGCUGUGUCGUGCAUCUCUUGCACAAAUGACUUACCACGUCCAUGUCACCUUGGACAGAAACACUACGCUAUCAUCUAGCUACAAUUUCGAUAAACUUGUACUACAUACGAUGUACUACGCGGUGGAGUGCGAGCGACACGACGAGAGCAGCCCAGCGAGCGAGCUUGACGAACUCAAUCGGCUUGGUAGCCUACUGCGUUCCUCGUCGUGGAUGAAAGAUGUCUGGUACAAUACGAAACCAAAAGUAGACGAUUUCCUUACUGCUGCGGUUGCAUGUGGCUUGCAGCUGUACGUACAGGGGAUAUUACAGCGGCAACCGGAGAAGCUAUUUAGGAAACGAAAUCAGUGCCCACUUAUUGACUUUGCAUAUAUUGAGAAUGCUCUGAAAGAGUUUCCUAGUCUUCCAGACAAGCGCUCUUCCAUGGUAAAAGUACUCAAACAUCAAGCUAUACAAUAUGAUGAUAAAGUCGAACGGGAACGAAAAAGGCAUAGCCUCCAGCGUUUCCUGAGACCUAAAAAGAGAUUGACUGCAAAAGAAGAACUGCAGCGCGGUAGUCGUGAGAUCACCUUUUGAAAACGAUCGCUGAUCGACCUAACUCAGCUGUAGAAUUAGCACUUGAUAAAAGCCGUAGGUUUCACGAGUUUAAUUAAAACUAUAUGAAUAGGGAAAGCAAUAUCACCCGCCUGCAGUCCUCAUCCAUUGCCACCUACACAUUUGUGUACGGGCGGCUUAUCACGCAGCCACGAGAUCUAAAU
Molecule: messenger RNA, 3057 nt
Organism: Annulohypoxylon maeteangense
Lineage: Eukaryota; Fungi; Ascomycota; Sordariomycetes; Xylariales; Hypoxylaceae
Exons: 2
Coding region: 290-2875 (861 amino acids)
Source: RefSeq, a predicted model, not a curated record